UUGUAUGAGCAUUACUAGGCAUUACUGUAUGCAAGUUUGAUCUGAUAUAAGGAACUUUUGGUGACAAUAUCAACUCCAGUGGCUUAUGAGCUUCAGGCUCGCGAUUUAAAACACUGAUUCAUUGGUUAGCGACACCGGCGGAAUUGUUUUUUUGGUAUGUCGUAAACAACCAUAACGACAAACGUCAAUCAAGAGGGUGACUAUACUCGCUUUCUUCAACCUGGAAUAUUUUAUAUAAGAUCAAUGGCAUUGACGUUUUGAGAAAAGCAGAGAGAGAGUUCAAUCUUCUUUGAAGUGUUUUUGUGUGGACAAUGAAUAAGAUCUAUCUAGAUACCCUCGGAGUUUAAAUUAUGAAGGACUCUCAGUGUUUGAGUUGUAUAAAAAGAACUGUAAUUUUUUAAGGAUUUUUUUUUUCGUAAUUCACACCACCAGCAAUGCCGGUAGCAACUGUACGGAAUUCUAAUGCCACUGCCAAGAAACGGCCAUCUCCUGAAUCGGUUUAACAUGAGGUUUCAAGCCAAAGCAAAGGGGGUGUUUGUCAUCCCAACACCCAAAUUUGACCUCGAGUCUGACUCGACUGUUUCAGAAUCAGCGUCCGAGAGUGGCGGAAGCAUGAAGAACAAAGAAAUUUCUAAUUCGUGUAGCGUUGCUAUAGGAACUAACAAAGACUUCAUGGACGACGACGCACACUUAAAAGUAACAUACUCGCCGGGUAAAAAGGGCGGGAAUUUCGGACUUCCGAAUGGCGGGAAACUGAUCUUGCCGGAAGGGCUGUUUGGCAAAAAAGACACUAUUACUUGUCAAGUGGCAUCUCCUUCACAGAGAUGGAAAUACUACCCCACCCUCCCGUCAUACGAACACAUCACGAGCGAAAUAUACACGCUACAAUCGACCAUGCAUCCUCUAAAGAAGUCAGUCAUCAUUCAAAUUCCGUAUUACCAAAUUGAGACUGAACACAAUGAAAUAAACGUUAAAGGAAAGUGGAGCGAUGAAAACGAAUGGGUGGAUGUUGGAUUUUUAAAGAAGGAGGAUUGCUCCGUGGAACUAGAGGUGGACAGAUUAGGAAUAUUCAUUGUGACCUUUACCCCUAAAAAGGAGAUCUUUGACGUCACUCCACAAGGCUGUUUGUACAACGCACACAUAAGCCGUUACAUCAGCGUGCGAUUCCCAAAGAAGGCGCAUGACAAACCAUUUCAAUGUGCAAUCCAGAUAAAUCCCAUUCCCAGCGACAAACUUCAGCUUGCAAAAGAACUCAGUCCCGGGGAAACAGCCGACCUCAUUUUGGCGACGGAGUUUAUCGACCUCAUUCCCAGCACACCUUGCGUUUUCAAACGCGCAGUUUCCGUAAAGCUUCCUCUACCGACUGGAGUUGAAGUGGAGGAGGAGAAUGACGACAUCGCAGUCCUUCAGAAAACCGAAAACGGUUGGGAGUUGGUGGAUUCAAAGUACAAAUUCACAAGAACCACCGUGACGUUCGAUACAAAAUCCCUCACAAAGUUUUGUGUUAUGCAGUCCAAACCAGACAGGAAAAAACGACUUCCGCCCGCAGCGCAAGUCCUAGAAAAUCGCAACAAUCGGGAAAAGGGCGAAAUCGUGGCCUUCUUAAACCUUCAGGAAAAACUUUGGUUUUUGGUUCUAGAAUGCAUGCCACUAAGUAAACUCGAGAGUCGUGUGAAAGAGAUGAGUGAAAAGGGAUUUAAACACGUUGUGAAAGAAAUUGUCAAAAAGGACGAAGGUACCAAUUUCUUUCGGCGGCCACAAAAAUUUCAGCAACCAACACGCCAAUUGCAAGUUCCUCCAACGUGUGAAAUAAACGAUGGCAUGAAAUGGGAAUUUUCAGUAGUGGAUGACAUUAAAGUUAAUUCGGAAAGCAAUUAUAUGGAAAACAGAGAACUCCACUAUUUCCGGUAUUUACCGGAAAGCUACCGACAGUUUGUCAUAGAGCCGAAAACAAACGAAGAACGCGCAAUCAGUGGUGCAAUAAACCUCGAUCCUCUUGGGAUUGAAGACAAAAACCUUAAAGAGAACUGUACAUGUUCCAUUCAUAUUGAAAUCGACGAGGAAACCGUCAAAGCCUAUUUCAAACCGGAGUUCGUACCGGAAGAACCAGAACCUAAGAAAGAAAAGGUUAAUUUCGACAUAUUGAAUACCCCUGUAUUCAAAGAGGACAAACCGGAAGUCCCUGUAAUUCAAAAAUUUAAACCACUCCCGCCAACUGUAAUGGAGAGACUGAUGAGAACCAAUAGAAAGCCAAUUAUAAUUGAAAGAGAGUCAAAAGUUUUGUCUGGAAAGAGUCUGCGCAAUUUAUCUAAAUUGGUUCCGGAAGGUCUGACGUUGGCCGUUCACCUGAAUUUACCCGACAGCACCAUUACUGGCCUCGGUUUCGAUGCCAUUUCAAACGGUCUAAGCAUGGCUGACGUCACAUACAAAAUCCUUCUUUACUGGAAGCGCAUGUGCAAAGACAAGAAGGACGGAGCUGUAAACUCCCUAACAAACGCACUGAGAGACAUGGGCCGGGAGGAAAUCGCAAAUAUCGUGUUCGAACGCCAUCGGGAUAACAAGGAACUGUCCCCAGAUGCUUUCACUCCCUUGUUCACUCCUUAUCAGUAGAUGUCAAAGAGGAAAUCGCUAAUGCAAUAUUCCUAAUGUAAUAUUGAACUGGAAUCCUUAACUUGUAAUGGUCGCAUCAGAGAGCGGCAUAUUUACACGUGUUACAAAAAAACACACCCUGGUAUAUAUGUUAUGCAUUUUUCUUUUGAGCUGUGAUAAAAUUUCGUUAGCAAGCCGUCCAAUAUAGUUUAUUUUACAUAUGUGUAUAACUUACUUGAUUAUUCUUGUAGCAAUCGUAUUUUUUGCAUGCAGCAUAUUACAAGAUUUAUGAUAUAUAUGAAUGUUAUUAAAAGCUUACCUCUUUA
This is a messenger RNA of Magallana angulata, 2915 nucleotides long. RefSeq lists its product as uncharacterized. NCBI's taxonomy places the organism in Eukaryota, Metazoa, Mollusca, Bivalvia, Ostreida, Ostreidae. The transcript has 8 exons. The record is from RefSeq and is a predicted model, not a curated record. Gene Ontology annotation, molecular function: protein binding. Bases 463 to 2610 code for a protein of 715 amino acids. Gene Ontology annotation, biological process: signal transduction.